GGCUCUGGAAAGUAAAAGUUCUGUAAGAGAUUAUGAGUACUGUUUAACUGAUGAUGAAGAGAUUUCAGAAAUGUCAGAGGAACUAUGACGUCUAAUGAAGACCUUAUAGAAGAAAAACAGAGAAGUGUCAAUCUUGAAGAACUGAAAGAUUGGGAACUGAAGAACAUAGUUAAGAUGAGUGGACCUGCUGGGAAGGUAGUGCCAAGUUCAAUGGUUAAUUUGCCACUGAGAUUUGGCCGGAACUUCCUGGAAAGAAGAAAUAUCAAACCUGCAGCCAAUCUGCCCCUCAGACUUGGCCAUUUGAGCAAACUUUUGAAAAAGAAUUCUGGAAAUAAAGAGACAAGCCAUCAGAAUGAGCAGGACCAGUUUUCUUUCUGA
Molecule: messenger RNA, 378 nt
Organism: Crotalus tigris (Tiger rattlesnake)
Lineage: Eukaryota; Metazoa; Chordata; Lepidosauria; Squamata; Viperidae
Gene: NPVF
Product: neuropeptide VF precursor
Exons: 3
Coding region: 85-378 (97 amino acids)
Biological process (GO): negative regulation of gonadotropin secretion; neuropeptide signaling pathway
Molecular function (GO): signaling receptor binding
Source: RefSeq, a predicted model, not a curated record